This is a messenger RNA of Poeciliopsis prolifica (blackstripe livebearer), 1231 nucleotides long. Its product is annotated as beta/gamma crystallin domain-containing protein 2-like. The transcript has 6 exons. Gene Ontology annotation, molecular function: structural constituent of eye lens. The record is from RefSeq and is a predicted model, not a curated record. Gene Ontology annotation, biological process: lens development in camera-type eye; visual perception. Bases 46 to 1200 code for a protein of 384 amino acids. NCBI's taxonomy places the organism in Eukaryota, Metazoa, Chordata, Actinopteri, Cyprinodontiformes, Poeciliidae.
UUUGCCCAAGUACCACUGCAAUCAGGGACAGGACUGACUACCAAAAUGGGCAGAAUAAUCUUUUAUGAGGACAAGAACUUCCAGGGUCGUUCCUAUGAGACCAGCAGCGACUGUGCAGAGCUCACCUCUUACCUGAGCCGCUGCAACUCCUGCAGGGUGGAGAGCGGCUGCUUUAUGGUCUACGAACGCUCCAACUUCAUGGGUCACCAGAUCCUGGUGAGGCGAGGAGAGUACCCUGACAACCAGAGGCUCAUGGGGAUGAGUAUGAGCGACUGCAUCCGCUCCUGCCGCAUAAUCCCCAUGCACAGAGGUCCAUUCAGGAUGAGGAUCUAUGAGAGGGAGAACUUUAGUGGUCAGAUGAACGAGCUGAUGGACGACUGUGACUCCAUCCAGGAGCGUUACCGCAUGUCCGACUGCCAGUCUGUCCAUGUGAUGGACGGCCACUGGCUGCUUUAUGAGCAGCCCAGCUUCAGAGGCAGGAUGCUGUACCUGAGACCCGGAGAGUACCGGAGCAUGAGGGACAUGGGAACGGGCCCCAUGGACAUGCGGAUCGGCUCCAUCGGACGCAUCAUGGAAUCCUGUUACAAGUAUAAAAGUAACAGUAGCCAGUGCCAGGACCACACAUCAGCCACAGUUCAGUCCUAUAGGAACCAACUGAAGUGUAGGAUCAUGGGCAAGAUCAUCUUUUACGAGGACAGGAACUUCCAGGGUCGCUUCUAUGAGACCAGCAGCGACUGUGCAGAGCUCACCUCCUUUCUGACCAGGUGUCACUCCUGCAGGGUGGAGAGCGGCUGCUUCAUGGUCUACGACCGCCCAAACUACAUGGGAAACCAGUACUUCAUGAGGAGGGGCGAGUACGCUGACUACAUGAGCAUGAUGGGAAUGUCUGACUGCAUCAGGUCCUGCCGUAUGAUCCCCAUGUACAGGGGAUCCUACAGGAUGAGGAUCUAUGAGAGGGAGAACUUCGGUGGUCAGAUGCAUGAGUGCAUGGACGACUGUGACUCCUUCAUGGAUCGCUAUCGCAUGUCCAACUGCAUGUCCUGCCAUGUGAUGGAUGGCCACUGGCUGAUGUACGAACAGCCCCAUUACAAAGGCAGGAUGAUGUACCUGAGGCCUGGAGAGUACAGGAGCUUCAGGGAGAUGGGAUAUGGAGGAACCAGGUUCAUGAGCAUGAGGAGGAUCAUAGAUUCCUACCACUAAAUUCCAAUAAAGUUAUCCAUUCUCUUUUCUA